AAUUUGAGUAUUUAGAAGAGAAAAAAGUCAGCCAGCAGUGUUUAAGCAGAGACUAAGCAACAAAGAGAGGAGCAACUUUGCCCCCCUAUAGAGACUUACUGUUACUGGAGAACUGAUAAUACGAAGGAGCUCACUAGAUAAAUUUACAGCGACUUUAUCAGGCUGUAGUUGAUACUUAAACUUGGGAAGAUGCGUUUUUGCAAAACUUUUUUUCUUGCGGUCCUGCUGCCCCUGCUGAUAUCAGCACAGUAUCAAGGCGACAACGGAAUAGUUGUCCCGGAACAUGGAUUUUGUCAGCCGAUUUCGAUACCUCUGUGCACGGACAUUGCUUAUAACCAAACCAUCAUGCCCAAUUUAGUGGGUCAUUCCAACCAGGAGGACGCAGGGCUCGAAGUGCACCAGUUUUACCCGCUCGUGAAGGUACAGUGCUCGCCAGAGUUGAAAUUCUUCCUGUGUUCCAUGUAUGCGCCUGUUUGUACAGUUUUGGAAAAGGCCAUUCCUCCAUGCAGAUCGAUUUGUGAGAGGGCCAAGCAGGGCUGCGAGGCUCUUAUGAACAAGUUUGGCUUUCAGUGGCCGGACCGAUUGCGCUGUGAAAACUUCCCUGUGCUGGGAGAUGGACAAAUCUGCGUGGGCCAAAAUGACUCCUCCACUGCCACUGUCCCUCCGGUUAUAUCUGUUCCAGGAACGUCGGAUGUCUCCAUAAUCCCCCCACGUGGAAGGCCAUUCCAUUGCCCGUCUGUUCUUAAAGUUCCCCCAUAUUUGAAUUAUAAAUUUUUAGAAGAGAAGGACUGUGCCGCUCCCUGUGAGUCAUCUAGGAGCGGUGGGAAAAUGUUUUUCAGUGAUAAAGAAAUUCAUUUCUCGCGCAUAUGGAUUCUAGUUUGGUCUGUGCUUUGUUGUGCAUCUACGUUAUUAACAGUAACCACUUAUUUAGUUGACAUGCAACGCUUCAGAUACCCAGAGCGGCCCAUCAUCUUCUUGUCUGGCUGUUACACUAUGGUCUCCAUUGCCUACAUAGCAGGCUUCUUCCUCGGUGAUAGGGUGGCGUGCAAUGACAGCUUCACCCCUGAUGGCUAUAAGACCAUAGUCCAAGGCACCAAAAAAGAAGGCUGUACUAUCCUCUUCAUGAUGCUCUAUUUCUUCAGCAUGGCCAGCUCCAUAUGGUGGGUCAUUCUAUCGCUCACCUGGUUCCUGGCUGCAGGUAUGAAAUGGGGCCACGAGGCCAUUGAAGCUAACUCUCAGUAUUUUCACCUGGCAGCCUGGGCAGUGCCAGCUGUCAAGACCAUUAGCAUCCUGGCCAUUGGGCAGAUUGAAGGUGAUGUGCUCAGCGGAGUCUGCUUUGUGAGUCUCAGCAACCUGGAUCCUCUACGGGGCUUUGUUUUGGCCCCUCUCUUCAUUUAUCUUUUCAUCGGCACCUCUUUCUUGCUGGCUGGCUUUGUGUCACUGUUCAGAAUCCGCACCAUCAUGAAACACGAUGGCACCAAGACGGAGAAGCUGGAGCGAUUAAUGGUACGGAUCGGGGUGUUCAGCGUGCUCUACACGGUACCUGCCACCAUUGUUAUUGCAUGCUUCUUCUAUGAGCAGGCCUUUCGGUCCCACUGGGAGCACAGCUGGGUCAGCCACAACUGCAGGAGCCUGGCCAUUCCCUGCCCUAUGCAUCCUGGACCCCACAUGACACCAGACUUCACCGUCUUCAUGAUCAAAUAUCUGAUGACUCUGAUAGUGGGCAUCACCUCUGGUUUCUGGAUCUGGUCUGGAAAGACUCUGAACUCCUGGCAUAAGUUUUACACAAGGCUGACAAAUGGCAAACACGGAGAGACCACUGUGUAGAGUGAAAGCACAUGUGUUGCUGGGAUUAUUAUUUGUUUUAUUAUCUAUACCUCAUGUCAUAGGUAAGUAGCACAGUGAGUAGCUGUAGCAUUUGUGUUUGCCUCAGCUUUCUAGUCACACUUGCAUGCCAAACUGAGGGUUGGAUUUUGAGAAAAACACAAGCUGUAUAAACACAGACUGAACCUGACUGUGUGAACAAAUAACAAUCAUGGCUAUGGAUGCCAUGUGCUGAUUGCUCUCCACACCUUCUCUGGUUCCUUUCUUAAAGCCUCCAUAAACUCUGGGGAGUGAUGAUCCAGCAGACAAUAGAACACAGAAUGAAUGACUGAUUUGAAUUUUUUUGAACUCUUGCAAAAACAUUUCAUGUACAGUUUUACAAAAUUGUAAAUAGUAUUUGUAAAAACACAACAUUAUAUUAUUGUAUUUAAAAAGUAAAUACUUUACCUUAUCUGCUAGUGUACUCAAACUAAGUAAUUUUGCACUGUAUGAAUGCCACAAGUCCAGACAAAGACAUGCCUGUUUUUUGUUCUUUUUGCGUUUUCUUUUCUGUUAAUUUGUGAUUAUAGAUUAGAACAUUGUGUUAUUAUUCUUAAUUUACAGAAAACAUGUGCAGAGUCUCUGCAGAAUUUACAGAUAUCAACUCAUGACUAUGAAUUUUGAACUUGUGGUUAGACAGGAACAUCAUGCUUUGUGUGAGGUUUUUUUUUCUCAUCUUUCUGCUCUUAUAUGUGUUCAGUAUUGUUUUAAUAAUUAAACCCUAUUGUUAACGUGUGAUUUUCUUUCAUUCAAGCACAGCCACAUUGUUUUCUCAAGGGGUGAGGGUUGUAUCACACCUGAACAUCUGUUGCCUCAGACUGAUGGGCAACAGUUAAAGUGAUUAUUGAACACAGAACUAUCCCCCAGGGAAAUACAAGGAAUCCACGUACAUUGAGCCUGUCAGUAUAAACACAAUUCGCCUGUUAAUCACUUACUCUGUCAGUAAAUUGUAAAAUAUUUAACAUCUGUGUGUGUGAGUGGGGGGGGGGUUGUGCCUAAGCAACUAAUGCCACCAUGUAAGAAUGCAGCAGGGAACAUCUUCACACAUGUACAUUAACAUUGCGUUCGAGUGCUGAACAAAAACAAGAAACUUUUUUUUUUGCCUGUUGUGUAAACUAAUGGGAAUCUUCUGGCAAGCCAAGCCUGUGCUGUUGCAUAUGUGUGAAAAUGUUCCCGCUUGUGCGGUCGGUGAAGGCGGAAGAAAAAUAUUCAGAUUUGCUGUUGUUACUUCUCUGGACUCUCUGUGUAUUGUAGCAAGUUGGAAUCCCCCAAGCUCCUUAUGGCUGAAACUCAAUCGUCUCUGCAGUGAUGUCAUGAAGUAGAUGGAUGUGUAAGAGAAAGCUGAUCCCUGUGCCUCAGAGCAGAAGCUCUUGGCUAGAGGCAUGCAUAUAGUGUAUGCAUAUAGUAUAUACUGUUAGUGAGUGAGUUAGUGAGUUAGUCUGCACCUCUCUGGAUAAUGUUCUAAUUUGAGUUACCUUUUCAACUUAUAUCACGACCAAUGGGUUGUUAUAUUUAUUUGAUGUUUGUCUUUUUUAUAUCCUCACCAAGGGUUUAAUAAAGACGGGUUGUAAUAACAGAUGGGUAAGAGUGAUUAAAGGUAAGAACAGAGACUCUAAAGGGGGGGAAAACCAUAAAUCUACCUGCCUCCUCUAUUCUGCCCUUUUACACCCUCUAUGUCUCCACCCUCCCUGCCGCUCUCCGCUCAGAUGAAUGGGGGGAAUGUGAGUGAGUCAGUGGAGCAGUGCUGGGCCUUUGCCUAGUGACAGACAGUCUCCUGUGCUGCUCACUUCAAAGUGCCGCUGAAACCUGACAAGCUUCAUGUAAACAGUACUGCCUGGCCCGAAGGCCCACUUCCUGCGCUAUAUUCAACUUAAUGGCUGGCUUGUUUGGCUUUGCACUGAAGCAGAGAAACGAAUGAAGUGUGAGAGAAUGAAGAGAGGCGGUAUGUGGGUGGGGUCCUAGUGGUGAAGAGAGUGAGAUUGUUUUAGGAUUUAGGGGAGGAGGGAUUUGGAGAGCGUGAUGGAAAAUUCAGAAUUAUUUGGUUGCUUUUGUCUUGCAGAGGGGG
Haplochromis burtoni (Burton's mouthbrooder) is the source of this 3928-nucleotide messenger RNA. RefSeq names its product frizzled class receptor 2 (gene fzd2). Lineage: Eukaryota; Metazoa; Chordata; Actinopteri; Cichliformes; Cichlidae. Gene Ontology annotation, biological process: canonical Wnt signaling pathway; non-canonical Wnt signaling pathway. Gene Ontology annotation, cellular component: plasma membrane. The transcript has a single exon. Bases 190 to 1827 code for a protein of 545 amino acids. The record is from RefSeq and is a predicted model, not a curated record. Gene Ontology annotation, molecular function: Wnt-protein binding; Wnt receptor activity.